Histoplasma capsulatum G186AR is the source of this 1896-nucleotide messenger RNA. RefSeq lists its product as uncharacterized. Lineage: Eukaryota; Fungi; Ascomycota; Eurotiomycetes; Onygenales; Ajellomycetaceae. The transcript is spliced from 3 exons. Gene Ontology annotation, molecular function: N,N-dimethylaniline monooxygenase activity; flavin adenine dinucleotide binding; NADP binding. The coding region runs from base 1 to 1896 and encodes 631 amino acids. The record is from RefSeq and is a predicted model, not a curated record.
AUGGCAACAAAAUACGAGAAACGUGUCCGCGCCCCCGUCGCCGAGCUGCCAUCGUAUAUUCCCACAGUGCCUGUCUUGGAGAAUGAACAAAGCCUGAAUGCUGCUGGAGAAGCCCAGGCCUUUCUGCAGUCUUUCUCUAGGGCUGUAGGCAAACAAGACUGGGAAGCCUUUGGCAGUCUCUUCUGCGAUGGCUGUUUCUGGAAAGACAGCUUGACCCUGACUUUCGACAAGCGGACUUUGUCCGGGAGAGACAAGAUUGUUGCAGCGUGGAAGACACUCUCCGAGACCCGGAAGCCCACAGUCUUUACCUCUAAGCAAGAGUAUGGACUCGGGAUUGAACCGAAAUUCGAGCGCCUUUCUCCGACAUUGGCAUCCCUAGAUGUGCCCUUCUGCUUCACCACUGACAAUCCCAAAUCCAACAAUAUUGGCCUUGUCAAGCUGAUCCCCGAAGGUGGCCAAUGGAAGAUCUGGGUACUGUCUACCGACGUUGUUUCUCUCACAGAACACCCGUUUGAAACCCUUCCACGGAAAACCCCGUCAUCAGUUCCAGCCUCUCAAAGAGGUAAAGCUCAAGCGCAGGGUCUGCCACACCUGCAAGGCGUCUUGGAUGUCGUCGUAAUUGGGGCCAGUUGCAGUGGGUUAGCGAAUACUAUCAUGCUCGACUCUAUUGGGGUGAAUGUUGCCGCUUUUGAAACCUACCCUGUCGCUUGUGGUAACUGGUCGGGUAACGGAAAAGACUAUGUAACCAUUCAUCAUAACAAGCUCAUGGUAGCUUUGCCAGGAUUCCCUGUCCCUGAAGAUUAUCCAGAAUAUCUACCGGGCCGAGACUUCACAAGAUACGCAUCGAGCGCUGUCGAGGCGCUCAAACUGCCAUUAUUCUGUGGAGUCAAGGUAGUGAGAAACAAUUGGGAUGAGACCGCUGGUCUGUGGAAGGUGGUGAUCCAAGAUGUAGAAACAAAGGAAGAAGAAACAGUAGAAGCCAAGAACAUUGUCAUAUCAACCGGCUUCCUAAUAUCCCCAGAGAACCCAGGCUUCCCCAACAUAUCGGACCGCAAUCUGUUCCAGGGUGUCGUCCAACACGCGGCGGAAUAUGGCACAGCCGAGCAAUAUGUUGGCAAGGAUGUCGUGGUCGUUGGCUCAGGGAAUUCGGCUCACGACAUAGCACGCAGCCUUGUCCAUGGGCAUGCUAAGAGCGUAACCAUGCUACAACGCAGUCCGACGAUUCUCAGUAGCCAUGAAGCCAUAAAACCUAUCAUCGAGGCACGAUACCAGGGCAAUAUGCCCGUUGCGACAGCGGACUUCUUGCAACAAUCGCUGCCUACUGGAAUUGCUCGAGAUGUGUCCCGGGGGAUGAUAUCCAUGGUGAUGAAAUCGCAACCUGACCUUCUAGCUCGUCUUGAAAGCAAGGGAUACAUGCUCAAAAAGGACGCUUGCAUGGUCACCCUUGUAUACGAGCAUCGCGGCCACGCAACUUACAUGGAUCAGCUGAGGACGUUUGAUCUUGUGUUUGAGGACAAGAUCAAGAUAGCGCGGGGUGAUGCUCGCAAAUUUGUUCCAGACGGCAUCGUCGCGUUCGACAAGGAUCAAGGGAAAGAAGUUGUUUUAAAAGCCGACGGUGUUGUCCUUGCCACUGGAUACCGCGAUGUAGAUCUUCCAGACCGGUAUGCACAGACGGGCUUCCUUGACAGUAGAUCGGCUGCCAUGAUCGAGAACGUUAGCGAAGCAGGUGUGGAUGUAGAAGGGGAGAUGCCAGGCUAUUUCACACACUCGGGGCAUCCGCACCUCUACUUUGGUGGAUACGCAAUUAUAAAUAACCGCUGGGUUUCGAGACUUACUGCAAUUCAAGUCAUGGCCGACAUUGCUGGGAAAUUUCCAUCCAGGUACGCGCGUGAAUGA